AUGCGUCUCCUCAACACCACAACCCUCGCCCUCCACACCUUUUUCGACAAGGCUGUACCAGAUUAUGCAAUUUUAUCUCAUAGAUGGGAGGAGGAGGAAGUCACGUUUCAAGACCUUCAAAGUGACCGAGGAUCAAGCAUGCCAGGAUUUGCCAAGAUCGUGGGCUGCUGCGCGCAGGCAAAGUCUGAAGGCUGGGAGUAUGUCUGGGUCGACUCCUGUUGUAUCGACAAGAGCAGCAGUGCCGAACUUUCGGAGGCAAUCAACUCAAUGUUCAAAUGGUAUGAAAACGCGAGAGUAUGCUAUGCAUAUCUGUCAGAUGUCAAUGGCCUGGAAAAUAUACUGAAGCAGCUUGAAGAUAGCGCUUGGUUCACACGAGGCUGGACAUUGCAAGAAUUGCUCGCCCCUGAAACUGUAGUGUUUUUCGACCGAAACUGGGUGGAAAUCGGAACUAGGAGCAGCUUGGAAGAUGUGAUCUCCCAGAUCACUAAGAUUCGUGCCAUCUCCGCUUGGCAAGAAUGUUGUGUCGCAGAGAAAAUGUCAUGGGCGUCUCGUAGAGAGACAACAAGAGUAGAGGAUGAGGCAUAUUGCCUGAUGGGACUAUUUGAUGUCAACAUGCCUUUGUUAUACGGUGAAGGCAGAAAAGCCUUCCAAAGGCUACAGCUAGAGAUUUUGAAGUCGACCGACGAUGAUUCGAUUUUCUGUUGGUGCGACCGUAAGGGUAGCGGAGAUCUGCUUGCUCCUAGGUUGGAAGCAUUCAAGUCGUCUUCUGAAAUACGGCAUUGCUAUAAGGACGAUUCUUCCUUGAGCUCAUUGUCUCUCAGUUCAUCAGAUCUCUCCAAGAGAGCCCUUGAUCAGGCUAAGGCUACCCGGAAUUAUUUUCGAACAAAGCCGUACCCUACGACGCUGUCAAACAAGGGCUUGCACAUAUCGCUCUUCCUCGUCCCUGUUGACCUGUUGGACAUCGAAGCACACAGAUUCAAGUCAGGCAUCGUAUUCGCUGCGAUUUUUCAAGGCUUAAGGUCUGGGGUUCAACAUCGAAGCCCUGCCGUACUUCUUAGAAGGACUAUCCACGAGGACAGAAACAACGAUAUUCAAAACUGGACAUGUUCCCGAAUCUCGAGUGACCAAUUAUUCACUUUUGACAUAUAUGAAGUAAGAUCUAAAUGCGAAGCCUGGAUCGAAAAGCUUCGGCCUCCAAUAGUCUCUAAAUUCUUACCAGCCAGCGAAUCUGACGACCGGUAUCCGAAAUCCAGAAUAAUCUAUGUGAAAGGAUCUUCGCGAAAUUCCACAAUGUGCAACUCCGCAUACGACGCGCGGUACGAUAUCCUGAUUGAUACACGAUUACUCCAAGCAAGAUCUUUCGAAAUUUCACGACCAGUGCCAUUCAUUGAACGAGAAGAUCAGAUAUCUUCAAAUAUGCUGGCUUGGAACGAGCAAAGUAGCUCAUUUCAACUAACCUUCCGUGCAUGGACUCAUCGUGGGCCUCAUUAUUUCCAUUCUUACUUCACAAACCACAAAACAAAAGAGACUCUCUUGUAUAUUGUGUUUGUAGAUCCCGGUCGGGUGUCUCUUGCUCUGCUUAAGCUCGACACUGUCCAAGAAUUCAAGAACCUUACAAUUCCUAGUUUGUUGGAUGAAAGAACUACGAAAGUGGGUCAUCAAGCCUUCGGGGUUGACCGCGUCUCUGUUUGGCUGAACGACAGAUCGACAGUGUUCGCAUCUAUCCAGCGCACUAGCGCAGUGCAGGGUAUCAGGAAAUAUGCUGCAAACUUCGUUGUGGAAGACUAUGGGCCUACUCUCUGGUUGCCACCCUCGAGAUAUUCGUCACUGAUAUCUUAUUUGGCUCAGAGAAUAGCAGAUAGAGAUAAGGACACUGAAGCCCUUCAAAAGUACUCGAGAGCUCAGAGGCAAGGUCUGAAAUAUUAA
Messenger RNA from Cadophora gregata, 1926 nucleotides. RefSeq lists its product as uncharacterized. The coding region runs from base 1 to 1926 and encodes 641 amino acids. NCBI's taxonomy places the organism in Eukaryota, Fungi, Ascomycota, Leotiomycetes, Helotiales, Ploettnerulaceae. The transcript has a single exon. The record is from RefSeq and is a predicted model, not a curated record.